AUGCCAACUGUCUCCAAAAUCCUCUGUCCUGAAACCCAAAUGGACGAGGAGCAAGCCUUAAUAGAUAGACCACCUUGUCAAGCAUCCAUCCAUAUUGAUUACCUAUUAUACAUAAACUCCACCCACAAGAGUCUCUUCCCUAGCGCAAAAGUCGUGGACGCAAGCAACGGAUGGUCCAUCGUCACGCCAGCACGCGAGCUUGCCGCUAUGUUGGUUGACUUGCAAUCAAUGACUUGGAACCACUUCCAAGGCAAGGUCAUCGAGCACCUUGGCCUUGGGCAGUACCAAAGCGGCUUACUUGACCUUCUCACUUCCGCUCGCCACCUUGGUUCGCUUCACUGGCACGCAUGGAUCUCUGGGAACGUCAAGUUCAGCAAGUCAAAGAACACGGAGAUCACCGGGCAAUUGGCUUUCCUGGGAUUUGCGACCUGUGCCUACGAUAACUACCCUAACAAGGUUGUCUUUAAGAUCGUCAUGCGGGAGCCCCCGGCCAUGGGACUCAUGGCGAACGAUGCGGGCAACAACCCGGCGAAUCAAGGAGGCCGCGAAGAUGGGUUGGUUCGUCCAAAGUCAAGGGUCAGACCGACCAAGAAGAAGGCAUUACCUUUGGCGGCAAGCCACGGAGGGCUCAAGGACGGCAUACCAGCCGAAUCAGAACGCAAGGAAAGCCUCAACACCAUCGCGGCAAACCAGUCUACGUCAGGUGCCUCCACCACCACCGUGAUUGGCCCGAGCCCCGAAACUCAAGGCCCAAACCCCAAGAAGCGACCCAUCGAGGAACCGGACGAAAUCGAGGUCAUUCACGGGCCAAACCUGGCGCGGCUUGUUCAUGCGCACACCUACCGAGCGCCGUUGGGCCCUGAAUCGGCGGCAAUGGAGGCCGUCGAUAUGGAGACCUACCUAAGGGUCUCUCAUAUUGAGGAUGCCGACCAGGCCACCCGCCGACGCUUGAGAGCAAACGGAAUCACGCACUGGACAUUUUUCCGCCGAUCAUCUGAGGCCGAAUUGGUGAAUUUGGGGUUCCCGCUGGGAAUCACUCGGCUCCUUUGUGAGGGAGUGCCUAGGUUGACCCGCUAUGUAGAAGAUAGAUCGCUUCCUUUGUAG
This is a messenger RNA of Puccinia graminis f. sp. tritici CRL 75-36-700-3, 1104 nucleotides long. RefSeq lists its product as uncharacterized. Bases 1 to 1104 code for a protein of 367 amino acids. The transcript has 3 exons. Lineage: Eukaryota; Fungi; Basidiomycota; Pucciniomycetes; Pucciniales; Pucciniaceae. The record is from RefSeq and is a predicted model, not a curated record.